Messenger RNA from Branchiostoma floridae (Florida lancelet), 2556 nucleotides. Its product is annotated as leucine-rich repeat-containing protein 24-like. Gene Ontology annotation, cellular component: plasma membrane. The coding region runs from base 532 to 2172 and encodes 546 amino acids. Gene Ontology annotation, molecular function: protein binding. NCBI's taxonomy places the organism in Eukaryota, Metazoa, Chordata, Leptocardii, Amphioxiformes, Branchiostomatidae. The record is from RefSeq and is a predicted model, not a curated record. The transcript is spliced from 3 exons.
AGGCUUGCUAAACAAUCACAGUUACAAAUCACGUGGCUUUGUACUGUGAUGAAAAAGCUGCAUUGUUUCUUGGCAACAAUUAAUGUCUUAAGUACGCAGCUUACUUGGGAUGUCAACAUCAGAGCAACAUGACUUUCAUCUCUUCCAAACAUACCAUAGUUAGACUUAUUAAAUCAAGAACAAUCACAGAAAGCUAAAAUUCAAUUUUACUCACUUGAGAGAGCAGAAACUGCAUGUGUGGAUAUGUAUAGACGUAGUUGGGGAACAAACUGCGCAGUUGUACAGUUGGCUACGCUUGGCGCAACAGCCACAACCAAGACUUCUCUGACUGAUGUUUUAGACGGCCUGAGCUGACUUCUGACUACAAUCUACAGGAUACAUUUCCUUGGGGUACUGUUUCUUGCUUGGGACACCAAUCGUACCCGUUUGAAAAGUGGUUACACCAACACAACUUGGGAGAAGCACACAGAAUCUUUUUCAACAGAGCAGUCAGCCGUGAAAACAGGCUCGUGAAGAACACAACAAGACAAAAUGUUUCACAACUUGAAGACACUGCUGGUCCUUCUGCUGAUCAUCCUGAAGGAAGCUGGACCGAUCGCAGCCUGCAACACAAGAUGUUCAUCAGACUGCAGAUGCAGCAGUAGAGGCCUCAGAACCGUUCCUCAGUUUCUACCUAUCAGUGUCACUACCCUUUACUUAAGAAGCAAUAAGAUCACAGCUAUGAGUCCAUCUGAUUUCUUAAGAUACAGGAGUUUGAAAAAACUAGAUCUGUCCCACAACCAACUAACUUCCAUUCAGCCCGGUACAUUUUCUAACCUACCACAGCUACAUACAUUGAUCCUGUCCAGAAACAAAAUAACACACAUUCUGCCAGGUAUGUUUUCAAACCUGAUACAGCUGCAACAGUUGUCUCUGCCCUUCAACCAAAUAACUAUCAUUCAGCCUGGUUCAUUCUCAAAUCUGUUGCAGCUGAAGCACUUAAACCUGAAUAACAAUGAUAUAAACAUCAUUCAGAAAGAUGCAUUUUCAAACCUGCCCAGGCUCCAACAAUUGUACAUGAACAAUAACAAGAUAAGGACCAUCCAGCCCAGUUUGUUCUCAGAUCUCCCUCCGUUGCAAAAGUUGUACUUGUACAACAACCAGAUGACGACACUUCCAUUGGCAGCCUAUUCCACACUGUCAUUGAUCCCCAACAUACAUAUUUUCAACAACCCCUGGCAGUGUGACUGCAAAAUGCUUCCUGUUAGGCUAAAGAUGAGUGAGUCUCAUUCAUUUGAAAAUCAGAUAACUUGUUCCAAACCGGACAACUUAAAAGAUCAAAUGCUGAAAGAUGUCAGUCCUAAAGAUCUUCUGGACUGUGAAGAGCCAAGCAUUGUAAGCUUUCAGAGGGUUGACAAUAACACACUGGCACAGGGGGAGCCUCUCCAUUUGGUCUGUGAGGCUUCAGGUAUCCCUACACCAGACAUCACAGUCACCAUCCCAUCUGAACAGAAUGCCACAACUGUUGAAUCAGGUGGGAGGGUGACUUUGGGAGCGAAUGGUAGUACUGGUACUACCAUUACCACAGCUGAAUUUGUUACUGCAGCAGAUGCAGGUCUGUAUGUCUGUACUGCAGCAAAUCAUGCUGGCUCCACAUUAGCCACUCUCUUUGUUGAUGUCCACUUGAAUAUCCCCAGAACUACAACAGAGGCUUCAACUCUCUCUGUAGGCACCACCAGUAUUUCAGCCCAAUCCACAAGCAACAACAAUAACAACAACAACAACAACAACAACAUUGCUUCUCCUACUUUCUAUGUACCCAUACAUGUUGGCUCCACACCCUCAGAACAGCCUUUGUCUUCUCCCACCUUCUCCCAGGCUAUACCUGUUAGUUCUACAGCUCCAGAACAGUUCAAGUCUUCUCCUACUCCCUCUGCACCUGUUCUUGUCCAUCCUUUACCCUCAGAAGAACCUGAAUCUCAUCCCAAUCUCUCCAUGUCUGUUCCCAUUGCCCCUAUUGCUGGUGCAGCAGCUGGCACUGUCCUCAUUGGUUGCCUCAUUUUGACAAUCUUUUGGAAGAAGUCGACCAGGAGUCGCUCUGUUGGCCCAGACUCUGGUGUUGUGUCCAACAGCACAGACACCACAGCUACUGUAACAACCGGUGGUCAUGACCAGAUGCACCAGACACCUUGACUACUGUAGCAACCAGUACAUAACCAGAUCAUGGUAUCAUGGUGCUGAUGCCUGAUGAUAUGUCAGGUCAAUAAGACUCUAACACCACAUUACUUGAAUGUUUCCUAUCUUCGUGUGUCUGAAAAUAGGAAAGACUAGAGAGAACUACAUUGACUGUACAUGUAUUACAGACUGUCCAAUUCCAUGGAAAGUUUUAUUAUCCAGUUGUCAAACUGCCAUUGCCUGCAUAAGGACACAAUGUACAGCUACAUAUAAUGUUAAGGUACGGUAGUAGCUUUUAGGCUGUGAUGCUAUCGUGUCAGUCCCAUGUUGAUUGUGUUUUAUAGCUAAUUUUGAUUGUGUUAUAAGUGUAAACUCUGCAACUUGUCUACACAUGUUUUAAGA